Molecule: messenger RNA, 937 nt
Organism: Lolium perenne
Lineage: Eukaryota; Viridiplantae; Streptophyta; Magnoliopsida; Poales; Poaceae
Product: 3'-5' exonuclease-like
Biological process (GO): nucleobase-containing compound metabolic process
Cellular component (GO): cytoplasm; nucleus
Molecular function (GO): nucleic acid binding; 3'-5' exonuclease activity
Source: RefSeq, a predicted model, not a curated record
UUGGAAAAUCAAAUAGUUUCCCAUAUAACAAUACCCACGAGUCCCCGCCGUGCUUCUCGACGCCGUUCAGUCUUCCUCGCUCCUGACCCCGUCGAUCUCUAGUCCCCUCCUUCCGUCGUCGUCUUCGCUCGCAAAGAGCAUCAGCCAAUGGCGGACAAGACGUACGUCACGUAUGUCGCCUUUGAGGGGCACGUCAUCAAGACCACCGUCACGUCCUCCGGCACAGCCGUCAAGCGCUGGCUCCGGGAGAUCCGCUACAUGUACCGCUGGGUCUACCACAAGCUCAUCGUCGGCCUGGACGUGGAGUGGUGCCCCAGCUUCAGCCGCGUGCAGAACCCCGUGGCGCUCCUGCAGCUCUGCGUCGGCCACCGCUGCCUCAUCUUCCAGCUCCUCCACGCCGACUACAUCCCCGACGCCCUCGCGAUGUUCCUCGCCGACCCUGGCUUCCGCUUCGUCGGCGUCGGCGUGCAGGAGGACGCCAACCGCCUCGACAACGACCACCGUCUCGAUGUGGCCACCACCGUCGACCUGCGCGGCCUCGCGGCGGACGGGAUGCAUAGGCCGGAGCUCGGCAAGGCCGGGCUCAAGGGCAUCGCGAGCGCCGUCAUGGGGGUCAACAUAGAGAAGCCACGCAACGUGACUAUGGGGCCGUGGGACGACUACGAGCUAUCGGAAGAGCAGAUCCAGUACGCCUGCAUCGACGCCUUCGUCUCCUUCGAGGUCGGCCGGAAGCUGCUCACCGGCGACUACUAGCCGGCGAUCGAGAUGUCUGAUCGAGGUGAUGGCCGUAUCUCUCACUAGUGCGUUCAGAUUUGGGUCCGUUUCAACGUCAGAGAAAUCCGUAUGUCUAGUUGCGUUUCAAACCCCCGCCUCCUCCUCCUGUUCUCUGUUGCUUUUAGAUUGUUUGUGAGUGAACUCUGUUCCUGUUUGUGUUUCA